Molecule: messenger RNA, 345 nt
Organism: Ogataea polymorpha
Lineage: Eukaryota; Fungi; Ascomycota; Pichiomycetes; Pichiales; Pichiaceae
Exons: 3
Coding region: 1-345 (114 amino acids)
Biological process (GO): positive regulation of transcription initiation by RNA polymerase II
Molecular function (GO): transcription coactivator activity; DNA binding
Source: RefSeq, a predicted model, not a curated record
AUGGGUGUGAAAAGAGCAGCCCCAGAAGCUACCGGUCCUGAGUUCCAGUUUGAGCUUGGAAGCGAGAAAAGACGCGUGAGUGUGCGCAAGUUCAAGGGGGCUACUUUAGUUGAUAUCAGGGAGUACUACCAGAAAGAGGGGAAAUGGCUGCCUGGGUCUAAGGGAAUUGCACUUACAGAGGACCAAUGGAGGGCCCUUCGCGGGCUAAUUGGCCAGAUCGACGACUCGAUCUCGCAACUGGAGCCAGAACAAAAAAAGUACAAGAGCGACGAGGAGCCGGCAAAGGAGUCUGGCGAAGAGCACGAAGACGAUUCUGAACCAGACAACAACCAGAAGGAGGCCUAG